AUGGCGGCGGCUCUGCUCAGCGAGCUGGAGAUCAAGCACCGCUCCAUGGCCGAGGAGGAUCCCAACGGCAACCAGCACGGGGCGGCGGCCCGCAGCAGCACCGUGCCUCGCUGGGGCCCGCAGCACGCCGGGGCCCGCCAGCUGGCCCAGCUCUACUCGCCCGGUAAACGGUUGCAAGAAUGGGUUUCUGUUAUCCUUUGCAUAAUCUUGGUCACAGUUGACUUUCUGCUCCUGUUAAUCCAUUUUUCAGCAAAUCAUCUUUAUAAAAUAAUAGCAGGUGUAGUUGCUGGAAUUAUUACAGCUGAUUUUGCCUCAGGCAUGGUUCACUGGGGAGCUGAUACCUGGGGUUCCGUUGAUAUCCCUGUCAUUGGCAAGGCAUUUAUCAGGCCAUUUAGAGAGCAUCAUAUUGAUCCAACAGCAAUAACCAGACAUGACUUCAUUGAGACCAAUGGAGAUAACUGUUUGAUAACCAUAAUUCCACUGGCCUUCAUGUUAUAUAAAUUCCUCUCUCAAACACCAGAAUAUAUACAUGAGACAUAUGCUUGGGAGUGCUUUAUGUUUGCGCUAGCUAUUUUUGUCACAAUGACUAAUCAGAUUCAUAAGUGGUCCCAUUCCUACUUUGGGCUGCCUCUAUGGGUCACAGUUUUGCAAGAUCUGCACAUCAUUUUACCGAGGAACCACCACAGAAUCCAUCACGUAGCACCCCAUGAAACCUAUUUUUGCAUCACUACAGGCUGGCUAAAUUACCCCUUGGACAGAAUAGGAUUUUGGAGGAAAAUGGAAAAUAUUAUAGAAGCAUUAACAGGUCAGAAACCUCGAACUGAUGAUUUACAGUGGGCAUGGAAGAUGCAAUAA
Emys orbicularis (European pond turtle) is the source of this 855-nucleotide messenger RNA. Its product is annotated as plasmanylethanolamine desaturase 1-like. Bases 1 to 855 code for a protein of 284 amino acids. The record is from RefSeq and is a predicted model, not a curated record. Gene Ontology annotation, molecular function: oxidoreductase activity. The transcript has 6 exons. Lineage: Eukaryota; Metazoa; Chordata; Testudines; Emydidae.